CUGGCAUGAGUAAGUGUUCAACGGUGCGUGACCUUGACAUGCUGCGCUCGGAGUCGAUGGUGUCCGCCUGAACCAUACACCUCGCAGAUGGAGUGUACCGAGACCUCAGAACCACGGACGGGUCAGCGAACUGCUUUACCUCUUCGCUUCAUGCGCACACGAAUGACACCUGCCGUAGUCCUCUUUCAGAAUGCGGAGACUGUAACCAACUUCACGGUGCCUCCCCCUGGCGCGAUCAAGCGAUAUCGAAGCUUUGCAGAUCAGUGUAUAAGUAUGCGGCCGCGAGGUAAGAGUGCCCAUCCUUUGGACGCCGACCCCCGCAGUCCACCAUGAGCCAAGUCUCGCAUACCGAUGUCCUCGUGAUUGGUGCUGGACCUGCGGGGCUCAUGACCGCGGUCUGCCUUAGCCGCCUCAACAUACCAUACAGAAUCAUAGACCGCCGUCUACCUGAAGAAUCAGCAGGUCAAGGGGAUGGCAUUCAGCCCCGGACGAUUGAAAUGUGGGACAGUGUCGGGAUGGGAGAGAAGCUGAGACAGACAGGCUUCCAUCUUCACCGCAUGGUUACAUAUGAAGCGAACGACGACAGAUCCGGGAUAAAGGCUACUAAGCAGGGUCCAAACAUCUCAACAUCUUCUGCUCGGCAUCCUUUCGAGGUUCUCCUAGAACCAAAGGAUAUUGAGAGGCUCAUGAGGGAAUCGUUGUCGGAGCGAGACGUUCAAGUAGAACAACCAGUAGUCCCUCAACAAUUCCGUAUCAUCAAUGAUUCCAGACCGACUGGUGAAUACGUUGUUGAAGUGACAUGCGUACACCUUAAGGCGGAGCAUGUGCGGACAAGCCAUCUUCCACUUACCUCGAGAAACGAGCUGGCAGAUCUGCCCGAAUGUGUGGAGACGGUGGAAAGUAUACGCGCAAAGUAUGUCGUUGGAUGUGACGGUGCCCAUUCUUGGGUCCGUCACCAGUGUGGAAUCACCAUGGAAGACUUAGGUGGGGAGGCCUUGGCGAACGACUGGAACGCUGCGAUGGGCGAAGUAUGGGGUGCAAUGGACCUGAAGCCGAUCACCGAUUUCCCAACUCUGCUAGCAAAGAACAUUAUACAGUCGCCGCUUGCGGGACUGUUAGGAACUGUUCCCAGGCCCGAUAGCAGGAUGCGUAUAUAUGCGCGAUUUCAGAACGACCCGAUUGGCAACGAUGGGAAGACCUCAGCAGUGCAGUUAGCGGACAUCUUGAUGGCGACAUUCGUGCGCGGCUUCCAGCCGUACACAAUAGCCGCGGAAGAUAUUACAUGGUGUAGUCUUUACAGAGUCAGACAAGGCAUCGCUUCAACAUUCUCGCACGCGCAACGGAUUUUCAUCGCAGGAGAUGCAUGUCAUGUGCAUUCUCCUAAUGCUGGUCAAGGCCUCAAUGUCUCGAUGGCGGAUGCUUAUAAUCUGGCUUGGAAACUCGCAUACACCCUUCGUGGGCGCGCCGGAGGCCCUCUCCUCGAAACAUACGAAACUGAGCGACGGCCUUGCAGCAUUACAUUGAUUGAGCUCGAUAAGGAGAUCCAAAGGCUGAUGCGCAGCUCUAAUAUGACGGAGCAGUACAUGAGCCUGAUUGAGCGACAGAACGCUUUCACAUCAGGCAUAGGUGUCCAAUACGACUCGCGACUCACUGUACCCGACUUCCAAGAUCUUGCGUGCGGCUUGGUCUUGGGACAAAGACUGCCCCACGCCGAAAUUCUGCGUUACGACAGCUGGAGUCGCUGCAGCCUUCUUGAUACUAUAUCAUACCAAAUGGCCUUCAAGCUUCUCAUCUUCCCGGGCGAUAUCACGCUGCCAGCGGUUGGCGCGAGCUUCCGCGAAUUCAUCGAGCGCUGCGCCAGCUCCAAGGAGGUUGGUAAUGGCGAUGUGCAGCUGGGAGCGAUCCUCUCUGUCAGCCAUGGCACGGUGCUUGCAGAGGCGGGUGUGGUAUCGGAACCGGUGCUCCGCGCUUCGCAGUAUGUCCCUCGCACUCUCAAUACAUCCGACUGAUGCCGAAUAUCUGACCGCAGGAUAUACUUGGACGAUGUCCUGCAUCCAGAAAAUGAUGGCCGUACGACGGGGAGUCUCUAUCGGUCGCUCCGCAUAAGCACUGAGAGCGGUGCAGCUGCGCUAGUGCGUCCUGACGGACAUGUGGCGCUGAUAAUUCCCGUGGCUUCGCGAGAGCUGGCUAGGGUCUGGAAGUAUUUGUCGGAAUUAUGAAGUAUGAAGACGAUGUGAUGUGCUGUCCAUUCACACUGGCGUUAUCAUCG
Messenger RNA from Fomitopsis serialis, 2269 nucleotides. RefSeq lists its product as uncharacterized. The record is from RefSeq and is a predicted model, not a curated record. NCBI's taxonomy places the organism in Eukaryota, Fungi, Basidiomycota, Agaricomycetes, Polyporales, Fomitopsidaceae. The transcript has 16 exons. Bases 330 to 2009 code for a protein of 559 amino acids. Gene Ontology annotation, molecular function: FAD binding.